Molecule: messenger RNA, 1263 nt
Organism: Octopus sinensis (East Asian common octopus)
Lineage: Eukaryota; Metazoa; Mollusca; Cephalopoda; Octopoda; Octopodidae
Exons: 2
Coding region: 1-1263 (420 amino acids)
Source: RefSeq, a predicted model, not a curated record
AUGUGGACUGUAAAGCUCCAUGUUGACGGAAGGAGAAUUGGUUCUGUAAAGUUGAGCCGAGGGAUUUUACAAGGAGACUCAUUAUCCCCGCAACUGUUUGUUAUGGUGAUGGACCCACUAAGCAGGAUUCUUAAUGCCAUGUUUCCAAAGGUUCAGAUUAAUCAACAGGACCCAAAUAUGUUGACCUAUUCUACUAAUCAUUUGUUCUUCAUUGUCGACCUAAAGAUAUUCGCUCUUAAAGAAGAUGUAGUAAUUAAAAUGAUGGAAGCUGUUGAUGGAUUCUUUAAAACUGUUGGCUUGGAGAUGAAUUCAGAAAAGUCAGCAUCAAAUGUCAAAUCUUUAUCUUGUUGUGAGACUUUGGAAGGAGUCAAAGGAUAUCGCUACUUGGGUGUACUGGAAGAUGCAGGAAGUAAUGUUCUUAAGAUACGACAACUUCUUACGACUCUUAGACUCCAUCUCAAACCUGCAAAUAAAGAGAGGUUAUAUUUAAAUCGGAAAUCUUUUGGGAGAGGACUUGCUUCAGUUUCUUUCAGAAGUAAACUGAUACUCUUCCAGUUCAUGAAAAGUUUAGAAAGACAGUCGACAGUAUGCUUACAAAGAUCGGGAAUCCUGCGUGUGAUACAAACAAAUAAAUGGCAUAUGGCCACAAUUGCAGGAUUUCUCGCCUCCAAGUAUGCAAUUCUCGACAUGGAGAAUUUGGGUGUUGAGUUUAUCAAAGAUGCUCAAAGAAAAUAUUUGCUUAAGAACAUCAAUUGUAAAAUGCUACAUUCGGUUCUAUUCAAAUGCAUGGACGAACAAAAUGUUGAUCUAGCCACAUCCUUAGAGUGGUUAUCUAAAGGAAAUAAUGGUCCACGGAGUGAAGCAUUGUACUGUCUCUUGCAGGAUAGGAAUUUGUUCUUCACAUCCAUGGGAUCUUUAUGCAGUCACUGCAAAAAAUGCAAGAAAACAAUUGAUCAUUUGGCUACGCAGUGUGGGAAAAUUUUAAACAGUGAUUAUCUGCGGAGACACAAUGAAGUUGUAAAGUGCAUUCACCUUCAUUUGUGUCGAACCUACGGUAUUAAGAGAGAAAGCAAAUUAAAGACUCAUUCUGUUCAGUCCAUAAUAUCGACGCAGAAUGUUGAAAUCAGAGUCGAUAUGUCAAUCAUGACGGAAUCUAAAGUUCAAUCCAACAAACCAGAUAUCUUCGUGUAUGACAAAACCAAACAAGAGAUAACCUUAAUCGAAGUUGGCAUCACGUCACAAGAUCGCCUCAAACAAGUCUAA